AGCAACGCAAAGAACCUGAGAUAGCUGUAAACCCUAUUUUGAGACAAUCGAAUUUUUUUGUUAGGAUUAUAUAACAAAUUGACAAGAGGUGUAACUCCCAUGUUUAUUUUGGAAGAGUGAUUUGCGCGUGUUGUCUUUUUUAAAUAUUGUUUUUUUUUUCGUUUUAAAAGGAAUUGUACAGAUUGCUAAUUUAGCUAGCAACUGAUAGCCACCUAGCUUCUUAGCAUUGCAUCUUAUAUGCUUCAAGAGGCACGUUGACAUUAGGCUGCUAGCUAGCCAGAUCUUAGGAUUGCUAACAGUUAACAGUAGCGAUCUGUCACACAAACAUACACCUUCUCGUCGUCAGUAAGAAAUUGUGGUGUGAAGCUGGUCGUUUUAAGACGCCGUCUUUUAUGGGAUCACAAUGUCAAUGAAGGCCGGUGGAAAUCGCAGCAAGCCCGGCGGUGGCAACACCGCUGGUACCGCCGCCUCCGGUGCCGGAGGAAGCGGCGGGGGAAGACAGAAUCUGGGCAGGGGAAGACACAGUGGUAAAGGUCCCGCAGCAGUCAUUUUCAAUGGUGUAUAUGCAAAUAUGAGGAUGGUCCAUGUCUUGACUUCAGUGGUGGGGGCCAAGUGUGAGCUGAAAGUGAAAAACGGAGCAGUCUAUGAAGGAGUAUUUAAGACAUACGGUCCAGAGUGUGACCUGGUGUUGGAUGCAGCCCACAGAAAGAGCCCAGAGCCGAGCAUAGCCCCCAGGAAAGAGGAUAUUGUGGAGAGCAUCAUUUUCAAGGCCUCUGAUGUCGUAGUGGUGACCUUCAAAGAUGUGGACCUAAAUUUUGCCAGAAAAGUUUCCUCUGACACAGACAACUUCACAGAUGCAGCAGUGAGCAGUAGGAUCAAUGGCGAGCAUAAAGAGAAAGAUCUAGAGCCCUGGGAUGGAGGAGAGACCCACAACUCUGACAGCCUUGAGUCUCUGGAUACAGAUGUGGCCUUUUGUGAAAUUCUCUCUCUCUCUUCAUCUCAGUCAAACGGGUGGGACCCCAAUGACAUGUUCAAAUACAAUGAGGAGAAGUAUGGAGUCUUGUCUACAUAUGACAGCAGCUUGUCCACAUAUACGGUCCCCCUGGAGCGGGACAACUCAGAAGAGUUCCUCAAGAGGGAAGCGCGUGCUGCCCUGCUGGCAGAGGAGAUUGAGGCCAGUGCCACAUACAAGGCCCGUGUCGCCUUGGAGAAUGAUGAACGCUCUGAGGAGGAGAAAUAUACUGCUGUGGUGCGAGGGGAAAGGGAGACUCACACACUUAGCAGAGAGAACAAGUACAUUCCUCCAGGUCAGAGGAACAGGGAGGCGAUGUCAUGGGGACCGGGACGUCAGAAUUCCCCUCGUCUUGCUCAGAGCUCAGCUGGACCCCCCACUCCUCGACCAGGACCUCACGACUACAGUCCCAGCUCAGGGGCCGAUCAGAGGGUGGUUAAUGGAGGUUCAUCCCACUGGCCCUCACCCUGUCCAUCUCCUACCUCCCGCCCCCCCUCCCGUUACCAGUCUGGCCCCUCCUCCCUGCCUCCUCGGGCGACCACGCCCACCAGGCCACCCUCCAGACCCCCCUCUCGACCUUCCAGACCUCCCUCUCAUUCAUCCCACCCCUCCUAUCCCUCCUCCUCCUCAACCUCCUUUUCCCACCAUGGGCCCACAUCGCCAGCCUCCACUCUGCCCAAACGCAUGUCUUCAGAAGGUCCACCCAGGAUGUCUCCAAAAUCACAGCGGACGCCUCGUGCUCACAGAGUGCCACCCUGCCGGACCACUGGAGUCCCUCCAGGAGUGGACUUAAUUUCCCAUAAUGCACCUGGAGAGGUCCCAGUGACUCCACCAACCAGGAGCAGCUCCUCUGGAGGGACAUGGUCCUCAGUGGUUAGCGGAGCUCACAGACCUCGUUCCCCCAGACAGAAUAGUAUGGGUGGAGCCUCCCCUGGCCCCUCCUCCCUCCCGUCACCACAGACAGGAACAGCUCCUGUGGAAACUGCUUCUACACCAACAUCAGCUUCCUCUCCGACUGCUGCUAGCCCCGCCCCCAACAUGGUCGCCUCUCCAUCAGGUGAAGCAAAAGAGUGUCGUGUCCAAGAGACGAGACAAACAUCCCCCACGGCAAACAAGGAGAACAUCAAACCCAUGGACAGCUCACCUAGUAUCACCAGACCAGUCUGUAAAGGACCCCCUUCUAUGGCACCAGACCACAGAAAACAAAUAGAUAAUUUAAAGAAAUUUAGUGUAGAUUUUAGGUUGCAGUCUAGUUCAAACUCAGAGCCUGCCUUUGACCAGAUGAUGACCAAGCCUCCCAGAGAUCCAGCAGACAAGCCUAAAGACCUUCCCUUGGACAAAGCCUCCACCGUGGGGCGGGAGGGCAACGAAGAGGGCGUUGUAGGUAUUGCUGCUGGCACCCCUGGCGGUGCUCCUGCUCCAUCCACCACCACUGCAAACACCAGUAAGCCUGGCAGCCCCGCUGCGCUGUCCCCGUCUCCUUCCGCUCCGGACCAGAAGAGGGCGGGGCUGGAUGUGACAUCACAGGGAGUUCAGACGACGUCCACAUUUAGUGGUCCCAAGCAUGAAGAAAAGGAGGAGAAAAAGGAGGCAGUGCAAGAUCAAGUGAGAAAAUCAACCCUGAACCCAAAUGCCAAUGAGUUCAAACCCAGGUUCAAUACGCAGCCCAAACCAGCCAACACCCCGACGCCUCCCCGGCCUCAGGGCCAACCCAGCCCCUCCAUCGUAGUCCAGCAGCCCCCGACUGUGUAUGGCCAGACAGUCUGCUUCCCCCAGAUGUAUCCCCUUACACCAGUCAGCCCUGGAGUGCAGAAAAGCAUAAUAUGGAAGUCUCCAGCUAUGUAUCAGGUUCAGAUGCCUCAUAUGACGGUCAGCCAGUCUAAACCCUACAGACCAGGUAAAGGUGAGAAUAACAACUGCCUUGUCAUAUCUCUCUCUCUCGCUCUCUCUCUCUGUGUGUCGCGCUCUCUGAAGCGGACUAAAUAAAUGUGGUUGGGAAAG
Messenger RNA from Micropterus dolomieu (smallmouth bass), 3013 nucleotides. RefSeq names its product ataxin 2 (gene atxn2). The transcript is spliced from 20 exons. The coding region runs from base 404 to 2998 and encodes 864 amino acids. Lineage: Eukaryota; Metazoa; Chordata; Actinopteri; Centrarchiformes; Centrarchidae. Gene Ontology annotation, cellular component: cytoplasmic stress granule. Gene Ontology annotation, biological process: cytoplasmic stress granule assembly. Gene Ontology annotation, molecular function: RNA binding. The record is from RefSeq and is a predicted model, not a curated record.